Messenger RNA from Bombus huntii, 1611 nucleotides. RefSeq names its product RYamide receptor-like. NCBI's taxonomy places the organism in Eukaryota, Metazoa, Arthropoda, Insecta, Hymenoptera, Apidae. The transcript has 7 exons. Gene Ontology annotation, biological process: neuropeptide signaling pathway. Bases 237 to 1535 code for a protein of 432 amino acids. Gene Ontology annotation, molecular function: neuropeptide Y receptor activity. The record is from RefSeq and is a predicted model, not a curated record. Gene Ontology annotation, cellular component: membrane.
GAUAAAAAGAAAUGGUGAUAAAAACGAAAACUUAUAUGGAAGAAUGAGGAACUGAUGCAUGGUGGAAAUCGAUCGAAAGUUUUUUGAAGAGUUUUUACGUGACACUAUGAAACUUUAACCGGAAGAUGAGGAAAUGACAAGCGACAGAUCGAUUAGGAAAUGAUAUGCUUGUGGACGGGGGUCGUGUAAGUUCAUCGUCGUAGCAAGGUCGGAAUGUUCCACAUAAACGGGUCACGAUGAAUACGGACUUACAAGUAAAUCGUUCGCUAGAGAGACUUCAAGACUUCGAGGCGUGGAACGUAACGAAUCCGGAGGAUUGCAACUAUUUCUCCGAAUCGCAGAGCAUAUUUUCAACAAAAUGGUUUCGUAGCAUUAUCUGCUUCCUGUAUAGCACCGUUUUUGUGGUCGCGUUAACUGGAAACGGUCUGGUCUGCUACGUAGUACACAGCAGUCCCCGAAUGAAAACUGUUACGAACUUCUUCAUCGUGAACCUUGCUUUCGGGGAUAUUCUGAUGGCACUCUUCUGUGUACCAACUAGCUCCAUCAGCACCCUGAUACUACAAUAUUGGCCAUUCGGCCCAGAAGUUUGUCUCACCGUAAUUUACUUGCAGGCGGUAUCAGUAUUGGUGAGCGCAUACACACUUGUUGCGAUUAGUAUAGAUCGCUAUAUUGCCAUUAUGUGGCCUCUGAAACCCAGAUUGAGCAAACGUCAAGCUCAAUUUCUGAUUCUAACUGUUUGGAUGCUUGCUAUGAUAAUAUCUCUUCCUAUCGCUAUUGUUUCAAAGCUAUCUCAACCGUCGAAGAAAUAUGAAAGAUGCAAUCAAUACAUUUGCGCGGAAGUUUGGCCGUCGAUGGAGAACAAGUAUUAUUACUCAAUAGCGUUAUUGGUUCUUCAGUACGUGAUACCGAUAACAGUUCUGGUGUUUACAUACACCAGCAUCGCUGUUAUGGUAUGGGGAAAGAGACCUCCAGGAGAAGCCGAAAAUGUCAGAGACCAGAGAAUGGCACGAUCAAAAAGGAAGAUGAUUAAAAUGAUGGUAACGGUCGUAAUAGUGUUCACUAUUUGUUGGCUUCCACUCAAUAUAUUAAACCUACUAAUGGAUAAUAACGAGACUCUGGAAAGUUGGGCUGGACUUCCGUUCGUAUGGAUGGUUCUCCAUUGGCUAGCCAUGUCACACUCCUGUUACAAUCCAGUAAUUUAUUGCUGGAUGAACGCGAGAUUUCGAACUGGUUUCGUAACUGCGAUCGGACGUUUGCCUGGUGCACAUCGAAUGCUUCGUAGAGAGAGACAACGUGAUAACUAUAAUGCUAGUACGAUGGGCAUUCCCUUAACAGGUAUCAAUGAUUCGGGCCAUUCCGUUUUGCGACGUAUGAACACAUGCACAACCUACAUCAGUGUCCGCCGCAAAACAAACGGAAACCAUACUGCACCCGUACGAAGCGCUAGCAUCCGGAAUGACUCGUUUCGACCAGUGAAUCAACCACUACAACGACAACUCGUUUAUCUUGAAUCCCACACAGAAGAACAACUGUAAAAGGACUUUUUAAUCAAAUUACAUGUGAUUCCGUGUUAAAUAAAUAAAUAUGGAAAUAGAAAGUACAAUACAAGAA